Anopheles coustani is the source of this 677-nucleotide messenger RNA. Its product is annotated as NADH dehydrogenase [ubiquinone] 1 alpha subcomplex subunit 7-like. The record is from RefSeq and is a predicted model, not a curated record. The transcript has 4 exons. Bases 77 to 379 code for a protein of 100 amino acids. Gene Ontology annotation, biological process: mitochondrial electron transport, NADH to ubiquinone; ATP synthesis coupled electron transport. NCBI's taxonomy places the organism in Eukaryota, Metazoa, Arthropoda, Insecta, Diptera, Culicidae. Gene Ontology annotation, cellular component: mitochondrial inner membrane.
GAACAAACUCCCAGACAGCUGUGUAAUUCAGUACUAUCCUCGAUUCGACUGACUUCGCAGCCUUUUCCGAUUGAAAAUGUCGAAGAUCGUACGUCGCGAUAUUUCGCCAAUGCUGCAGGAGCUGCGUAAUUUCCUGCUCGGUAGAAAACACAACAAUGCCCUUCGUUUCGAGGACGGAAUUGCUGCCAGAACUCAACCACCACCAAAUCUACCUGAUGGACCGGCCCACAAACUUUCUGCAAACCACUACGUACUUCGUGAUGCUCGCCGGGAAGUGGCUCCCCCGGUGGAUUUGACCUCACAGAAGCUGCUUGCCGAAAAGGGAACCGCUGCCAAAUUGCCAACUCCCGGUAAAUCUUACGGCUGGGACAAACACUAAAUAACCGGUAUCAUGAAAUGGCAAACUAGAGAUCACUAAUUGUAACCAAGUUGGCAACAAUAAAUGAGGUGUGUACGUUAAACAAACGACGUUAAAAAACAAUCAAAAUCAACAAGAUUUCGGUAGGCAUUAUUUUUAUUCACGUUUAUUAACCUACAAAACAGAUAGUGGGGUUUUCCUCCCCUUCGAUCGUAUCUUGCAUUGCGUGAUACUUCGUUAGUAGAAAACAGCAAAAAUGAAAACUUGAAACAAUGCGUACGUACUAGGUUUUUUUCUCAUAAUAUAUUUUUUUGAAGUU